UAGGCUUGAAGAACAAAGAUCAAAAGCGGCAUUUGAGAACACGCACACCCACCCACAGCGAACUCUGCCCCUGCAACAGAGAUUUGUGCUUUUCGCGCUUAACACGCUUGCUUCCAGAUUCCAUAGAGUUACUUGCAAGUGAUCUCUCUCAACUUUCAUUUCAUUCCUUCUUACUGUUUCAUCAAUCCACACCCGUAUUCAACAAUCUAUGGAGCCUCUGCGUCUUCUGGUUUGACGGCUGUGAAUCUGAAUGUGGCUUACUAAGUGGUUUCUGAUGAUUGAUUGAGCUCAUCAUGGCUGGAGAUAUCGAACAGCCGUUUACCUUCGAUUUUCAGGUAGAUUCUGCAAUCUCAGACUCCAUAUCAUUUGGAAGGUUUGAAAAUGAAUCAUUAUCUUGGGAAAGGAGGUCAUCGUUCUCCCAUAAUCGUUACCUAGAAGAGGUAGAGAAAUUCUCCAAACCGGGUUCAGUCAAUGAGAAAAAGGCUUACUUUGAGGCUCAUUUCAAGAAGAAGGGAGGCUUGCUUGGUCAGAAUUCAGCAGAGUCCCAUACUUUUGACAAGGAUGUAUUAGAGCUAGUGAAUCAAGGAGAGGAUAAUGAGAUUAUAAACAAGGAAAAUCAUGAUGACCCUUUCGACGAUGGAUCUGUCAGUUCACAAAACCAUGGGUACCAUGUCACAGAAAUUGAAGAAAUGCCAAAACCUGGAAUUUCAUCUCCUAAUCCUAAAUUUCAAAAUUCUUUCAGCAGUGUUGGUGGUUCAGUGUCUGGUGAUCUUAAUGGUGCCAAUGCUGAAAUAAAUGAACAAGAUGACAGUGGGGGGAACAAAUUCUCAACUUUUGUAGGUGAUGAUCCAGAGGUUGAAAUAAAGCAAGAUGUCAACAAUAUUGGAAUGAGUGAGAAUACGCCAUCUGAAGCCAUGGAGUCAGUCCCCAAACUAGUGAAGAAAACUGGCAAAUGCAGCUCAGGAAGUCGGCAAACUCUCACUCCGAAGAUGACAUCUCAAAGGGAAACAAAAGCUUCCAAAUCUCUGGCCAACAUUCAUCAGAGUCGGAGAAAUAUUUCUGGUGGUGCAAUCAAUACACCUGAAAAAGUGUCCAAUAAAAGCAAAGGAGAGACAUCACAUACAACUUGCACAAAUGCGCAUUCAUCAAAAACUACCACUCUACGUACACAUGCUGUCCGUAGAACCCCCAAAGUUGAGGAUUCUAAAGUUCCCAAGGGAAGGCUCGUUCUCGAGAGUAGAAGUGGUGAGAAGAUACAAACUUCUGGAGUAUCAUAUUCUUCUCCAUCAAAGCUUGAAUCUAGAUCAUACCUAAAGACAACCACCAGGCAAAAUCGGACUGUCAACUCAGCCAUGCAAGAUACAGGGAAAAGGGGUUCAGCUUCCAAUUUUAGAAGCACUGACAAGGCGCUGUUGUCUCGGGGCAAGGCAAAUUCUGAAAUUAAUAAAUUACAGAAGAACCUUGACAUCAGAUCAAAACCAGUGCCCUCUUCUUAUGGUGCAGUUCGACCAGAGUCAGAUGGGAAGAAGGCUGUGUUAAGUGGCACCAAAGUAAGAAACACUCUAACGAAGUCCACUGCCGGGGCGUCAUCCUCGCGUCCAAAGUUAGGAAGAGACAUCAUCUCCACAAGUGAAGCACCAAACACUUCAAAGAACAUGAGCUGCCGUUCAGCUGUGCAUGUUGAAGCAAGUGAUAAUUCUUUCAACCAAGAGUGUCUCUCAAAAGCUGUUUCAGAAACUGAAAACAAGAGGAAAAAAGAUGUAGCAAAAGAGAAAGAACUCAAUGUGCAGAAAUCCUGAGUUGAUGGGAAGCAGAAAGUUGGGGCCGGGAGAAGCAUGAAUUUGAUGUGGAGAAGGGACAUUAAAGGUGUUGCUGGCUUGGGGAUGGGUCGGUGUUGUACUCACUUCACAGGUAGUAGGAAUGAUCUGAAUGCAUUGUCCAGGUUCUGUAAUUGCCAUAACUAUUUAUCACCAUUGCUGUUAUGCUGCAUUGUAAUUUAGAAGUCAUGUAUGCUAAGGUUGGGCAGGAAUAAACAAAAACACUAAAUCGUGACUAAAUUUCUUUAUCUGUUUUGAAA
This is a messenger RNA of Cucurbita moschata (crookneck pumpkin), 2077 nucleotides long. Its product is annotated as protein WVD2-like 7. Lineage: Eukaryota; Viridiplantae; Streptophyta; Magnoliopsida; Cucurbitales; Cucurbitaceae. The record is from RefSeq and is a predicted model, not a curated record.